UUUUUUUCAGGAAAAUGAAUCUUUGUUGUGUGAAUUAACUCAUAGUGGAAUAAUCCCACUCUGCUAGGAGCAGAAUUCUUACAGAGGUGAGAACAGGUAUGAUAUUUUGAGGUAAAAUUGGGUAGUUUGAAGGCCCGUAGGGCUGAAGGGGCCGGGCAGCGCUGAGGGGACGGCUUCUGACUGCCCCGCCCCCCCCCGGCCCUGCCUCACCACAGCGCCUCCGUCAGCCCCGGGGCCUCCCGCCAGGGGGCGCUGUCCCUGGAGGCAGAGCCGCGGCCCCUUUAAGCGGCGCCCUCCCGCCGGCCACGUUCCAGCGCUCAACCAAACCCGCUGCCGCUCUGCUCCGCCUCCUCCCAUUGGCCGGCUGGCGCUGAGGUCCCGCCUCCCGGCGCUGCGAGCCAAUGGGAAGGCGGGGCAGAGGGGCGGUAGGUUGAGGUGCGCGGCGCUGAGGGGAGCCCUGACGGGGCGCUCCCGGCGGGGCGGCGCUGAGGCGAUUUGAGGUGCGGGGGGGCUGCGGGGCGCCGCCGGUGCGGCUGUGAGCGGGCUGUGAGCGCCCCGUGAGGCGAGUCGGUACAGAACCCGGCCCUGCCGCAGGUGCCGAGGCCGAUGGAGGCCGCCCGCAGCCCCCCCGGCCGCCAGCCCCGCGCCGGGCCCGGCCCCGGCCCUGAGGAGCGGCCCCGAGCCGGGCAGCUGCGGCCCCGCGGCGGGGAGCAGCGGCCCCCAGGGGCUCCCCGCGGCCGGGCGGGGGCCGUGGUGCUGCUGCAGCGAGAGGUGGCGGAGGGCGACAGCCUGAACAAGCUGGCCCUGCAGUACGGCUGCCAGGUGGCGGAUAUCAAACGCGUCAACAACUUCAUCAGGGAGCAGGACCUGUACGCGCUGAAGUCCAUCAAGAUCCCGGUGAAGCCCCACGGGCUGCUGACCGAGAGCAGCCAGGAGCUGAGGCCAGCCCCAGCCCCGCACAGCCCCAGCGGCGUGACGCUCGUGGACCUUCCGGAGCCCGAGGCUGAUGCCGGCAGCUCUGAGGGCAGCCACCUGAGCGACUACUUCAAGGGGAUCGACCAGAGCAUCCAGGAGGCCGUGCGGGCGGAGGUCCAGCUGAACGCCGAGUACUGCACGGAGGCGCUGGAGAGGCCGCUCUGUGAGUCGGGGAAGCGGGAGCCCAGCACUGGUGCGGACUGGGGGAUCCAGUGGUGGAACGCCGUGUUCGUGAUGCUCCUGAUAGGGAUCGUCCUGCCGGUAUUUUACAUCAUCUAUUUUAAAACCCAAGAGAAUGGCGCCGCAGCUCAUACCUCCAACACAACACUAACCUCAAACAUCUCAGCAGAUGGAUUGGAAGGGAAACCACUACAAAGCUCAGAGGUAGAAAAAAAUCCUAAGGGGGAGGUGCAGCCAAACACAGCCCCUCCUCCCAGCACUGAGGCCCAUAAGCCUGUGACUUUGCCACAAGUGCAAUCGGGGGGAUAACAGUACAGAGAUUUUUUUAAUUUCUUUUUUAAAGUAGCUGAUGGUGUAGUCCUGAACUCGACUGAACCUGAGGUGAUGUGGUUUUAUGGAAGAAUAAGGAUGCUUUGUUGCUUGUAACGAUGAAGAGGCAGCUGGCUUAACAUUUGUGAACUCUGUUGAGGGGAAGUAUUUUAAAGCAAUCACUCCUGUUUGCUGCAGGUAUUUCUUACAAAUGGCCUUGCUGAAGAAGCUGAGCCCUUUACUGCUGUGACACAGAGUGCAGUAUUAGUGUGACGGGAAAGCGGGCAGCUGCUUGUAUUGUAAGAAAACACUUUUUGCUUAGAAUAGAAGUGGGGACUUUUUUGCUGAAUUGUCAUCUUUCUCUCCUGCAGAGGGGCAGUCCUGGUGUACCUACCCUUAAAGCCAUGGCUUUGAGGGGAUUAGCUGAGGUGCGCCACAACACAAGGACACUGGGGGUGACUCACGUCACAAGCUUUUCUCCUGCAGGAAACCCUUCAGAGGCAGCGUGAGCGCUGCUGUCUUGCAGGCAGAGCUCCGGGCAGAAUCCUUGCGUGUGUCAGGGUUCAGAUCAUCCGAGCAACUGCUUCAGCACGGCAGCAGGCAUCCAGGCAGUGCUGUGGAGUGGUGGUAGGCCUGUGGUAUGUAGGUUUGAAAGCCUUUUCUGUUGCUUUUAAAGCUCUGUGAGCAAGGCUGGGUGAAUGCUGCAGCACAAGCUGGUGGUGUGCAGAGGCAAUCCCUUCCUGGCCUGAGGAAGAGCAGCCUGAGAGCAUUUAUUUUUUUUUUUAACUUUUUUUUUUUUGCUUAGAACAAACGCUAAGGGGCAAGGACCAUUACACAAACCAAGCAGAACCGUGUGGUGUUAACCCAGUACCCCGGGCUUCCCUGGGCUUCCUGCAACCUUCAAAAAAAGGCUCAGGACAGCGUGAGGGAACUAAUUUUGUGAAUGAGGCACAUAAUGUAUCUUGUACUGGAAAAAAAAAAACAAACCUUGUAUUUUCUUCUGUGAAGGAAAAAGUAUCUCUCAUGGUUGGGGAGAGGGGUAAUUAAUUACUACAUUUUUAAAUAAAGGAAAAUGAAAUAAAAGCACAAGGGGCGCUCACCCACCCCAGA
Anas platyrhynchos (mallard) is the source of this 2574-nucleotide messenger RNA. RefSeq names its product LysM domain containing 4 (gene LYSMD4). NCBI's taxonomy places the organism in Eukaryota, Metazoa, Chordata, Aves, Anseriformes, Anatidae. The record is from RefSeq and is a predicted model, not a curated record.